This is a messenger RNA of Lactuca saligna, 744 nucleotides long. NCBI's taxonomy places the organism in Eukaryota, Viridiplantae, Streptophyta, Magnoliopsida, Asterales, Asteraceae. The record is from the annotation of a GenBank genome assembly.
AUGACAAAACUUGAACCCUCGACCUCAAGAAAUAAGGACAACUAUCACGUACAUGACCUUAGAUCAAAACUGGAUAAUAUGGAACCGGCGAGUAGUGAUGUGAUUAUACCAUGGAUACAUGAUAUCCCAAUCAAGGAGGAUGAAGAUAUGACACAUAUCCUAAUUCGUUGUCCUAUGGCAACUGCAGUCUGGGGGUUGGUGUUCAAAUGAUUCAUCAACACGUCAGAUGCAUCCCCUGUGGCCCGAUUAGAGACUACUCAAGGAGACCCACCAGAGGUUCAAACAUCAAGAGGUCGAAGCCUUGUAUCAGUUAUCAAACGGCUCCGGCUAAGGAAGGGGCAUCGUCUUCUUCCCCCUUCGACUAAUCAGGAACGAGAAAAGGAACAUAACGACACCGAAGCAACUCCGAUGGGCAUCGAUCGUGGGUGGGUCGGAGAAGUUACUCCGGGGGUGACAUCGGCGUUGGUGGGUCAACGAGUAAAGGCAGAAGGAAAUGGGGAACGAAAGGCAGAUCAGGGAAGGAAGGAAUAUGAACGAAAUCAGGAAAUCGGUGGGUCAGUGGCUCUUAAUCAUGAAAUCCGUACGUCUACCAAACAAAGAACCCGAAGAUGUUGGAUUACUCACAACUGGAAUCAACGAUUUCAUAUAAGAAACCUUCCCGAAGUCGAAAUUGAACCAAAAUCGAUUCUCGGUUACACUUUCUCCGGUAGAAGAUCCAUCGGAUUUCUUCGCACAUACGAUUAA